Molecule: messenger RNA, 483 nt
Organism: Cooperia oncophora
Lineage: Eukaryota; Metazoa; Nematoda; Chromadorea; Rhabditida; Trichostrongylidae
Source: the annotation of a GenBank genome assembly
GAGACGUCCAAAGUUGAAUACCAGAAGCCUAUAUCUCAUGAUUGUCCGUGCACUACAGCAUCUAUUUGGCUUGAUGUUUUCUUUAUCAUUGACUCUUCGUCGGCGAUGACAAGCAGCGGCUUUGACUGCUGGGACAAGCGAUGGGUCAGCAGACACGUGUGGGGUGAGGUUUUUCGUACCUCAUUAGCCACUAGUUCUUUAUCUCCCGGUGGUUUCACUGUCAAUAAAACAAUAUCGGUGAGAAAAAAUGUCCCACGACCUUCCAGAUUCAUAACGUAUGGAGCAGAUGCCCAGAUGCAUCAUGACUUGAACUACUGGAAAUCCACUAAUGAUUUGCUGGAUACACUGGACCUACGUUUCCAUGGCACAAGAGGGACAAAUAUUGAGGCGGCUAUCCGACUGGCAACCGCCGGCUUCGACAGCGUCCAUCAUCGACCAAACGCUAGAAAAGUGAUUGUAAUUAUUGCAUCGGCUAUUGAGUGA